Messenger RNA from Alosa alosa (allis shad), 4561 nucleotides. RefSeq names its product DENN/MADD domain containing 2C (gene dennd2c). The record is from RefSeq and is a predicted model, not a curated record. NCBI's taxonomy places the organism in Eukaryota, Metazoa, Chordata, Actinopteri, Clupeiformes, Clupeidae. The coding region runs from base 837 to 3797 and encodes 986 amino acids. The transcript has 19 exons.
UACAGACAUCGCCAGGGUGGGAAAUUGACAGCAGGAGAUGAUGACGUCUUCGCUCGCUGGAUCAAUGCUGAGACAAAAACCCUCUUCACUGGACGAAAACUUAAGCCAUCAAGGCUGCACCGGAAUGCCGACGGCUGAAAAGGAACUUUAUUCAAGUGUAAAUAACUUCGAAGCCGAGUGGAUUUAAUCUGCCGAGACUCAAAGGAUCGUUCUGAAACAAGUAUGGAUUUAUCUAACAAAGUUACAUUAUAGUGUGUGCAAGUUAGCUAGCUAACAGUUAGUUGGCUAGGCGGCUAGCUUUUUGGCCAGAUAGCCUAGAACUACCACACGGAUUUUUUGCGGAACAGUUUUGACUAAACUGUUAUCCAUUGGAGAACAAAGUAAGCGGUGGAGAGACACUGGCGUGUUUUAGUCCGUGAAAAGUGGUAACCAGUUAGCUAUUAACAACUUCCCGUUUUUUGGAAAUAUAGUCUACCGGUUGCGCGAUAUCUAAGUUUUUAACGAUAACGUUACUGAUGUGCCUAAGACAGAACCAAGUUGCUGGUGCUGGAUGACUGGAUGAAUGAGGAUUCACCGGUGAAAGAAGAAGAGGAUAGCGUAACUCGUGGAAGGGGAAGUCGAAACCACCUAAAAGCGGAAAGAGGCUCUUUUCGAAACCUCCCCGCUAUCAUCACACAACCGGUUGGGAGUCUUCACUCUGGACAGACCUCAGAGGGGACGGACUUCCAGCCCUCCGCUCUGAUCCAGGACUUCCACAGACGGGGGCAGUGGUCAGGAUGUUUCCCCCAGGGAUGGUUGCGCUUUGAGGCACAAAGUGCUUUAGUGGGCCCCUUGCCAUGCUGGCCCUGGGGAUGGAGCAUGGACAUGGAGGUAGGAGAGGGCUGGGAGGAGAGAGCAGGGGCACCACUGCUGGUAAGGGGGCUGCCACUGCUGGGUCGCCUUGGCAACCCGCGGCAUCGGGGCGGCCUCUUCCACGGGGAGCAGCCCUCAACAUCCGGCAGAAGAUCUCGCAGUGGGAGGGGCUCAGUCAGUCAGAGGAGAGCCCAUCGGUCGGGGUGAAAGGUCAGGGAGCAGGAGCAGGAGGAGCAGUGUUUAGGCGGGGGCUGUCCGGUGAAACUCUGGGAAAUGGGUUUAACAGCAACAACCACCAGGUUGGCGAGCCAUCCCGUGGCAAAGACAGCCUGGCCAAAGCCAAGAGCCUGGGCUUAGACUUCAGGGAAGACGCCACGCCUGUCUGUGGCUCUGCAGUCGGACGCAAGAUUGAGACCCAGCUCAUCCGCAGCCCUGACCGCCGCAGCCCUGACCGCUGUAGCCCUGACCGCAGCCAUGCGUGUCUGAGCAAAACGACCAGCUGCACUCCUGCACUUACACCCACACCAGCCCUUGCACUCAAGGCUCCCUCAGUCAAGCCUCCUAUCGCCGAAGCCUCAUCAACCAACGGGGGGAAGAAACCGUGGACGGCCACCCCAGACCGCGACCUCUCACCUCUACCUCCGCUGGCGGACACCCCUGAGGACAGCCUGCCACCUGGAAACUUCUACACCUCGAGGGGCUUCUGGAAGCAACUGGAGGCCAGCGACUCGCUGUGGGAUAGACCGAGAGAUGGCCCAGCCGCUGGCACGGCUGGCCUCUCAAGGAACUUCCCAUUUGCCGACGACAGCCCGGCUCCACCCAAACCGCAGCGCACGUUCCAGUACAGGGGUACUAGCCGCACCCCGGGGAACUGGGGCCCAUGGGAGAACCAGGCCAUGUCUCCCACAAGAACUAGAACUAGAACCAAACCCUCAGGGCCCCCUUCCUGCCCACCUCCUCCAUGUCCUGUUAGCCAAGGCAACGGCUUUUCAAGACACAGGAAAAACAGGAAGUCGUUUGAGUUUGAGGAUGUGGCGCGACUGGCAGCCCAGCAGGGACUGGUGGGGAAUGGCUCCCGGCGCUCAGGCCUGUACCACGCUCGGUCUGAGGACAGCAUCUACGAGGACAUCAUCUCGGAUGUGUCCAGGGAGAAUCCUUACGAGGACGUCAAGUUGUCUCCCAUGUGUCUUCCCAUCGGUCGCCCUCGGCCCUGGACCAUGGCCCAGAGACAGAGGCUCCCACAAACUCCAAAGCUGCCCCCCAAGCCGCUCACGCUGCGAGUGUUUGCUGAGAAGACUGAGAAGGGGCUGUCCAGAGGCCCCCCCACCACCGCGACCCCCCACCCUGCUGGACCCAAGCGAAGCGCCGGGAGUCGCGUGUGCAGGCUGCCUCAGUAUGUGCUGAAAGUCCAUGAAAUCUUCCAGACCAAGAGAGGCUGGAAGAGAGUGAAGAGCCAAGGAGGCACAGCCAGAGAUGAGGCUAGUGGAACGGAGAGUGACCCAGAGGACAGCAGUAAAGAUGGCUCAAGACUGGUUUAUGUCCAGUCCACGCUGAGGCGAAAGCCGGGCUAUCGCACCUUGGAGAAGGACCUCAUUCAGCUACAGCAGCAGCAGCUCUUUCAGCUGUUUGUGGUGGUGUCACUGAGAAAAGGUUCCCCCGGAAACACGUACACCCCAGUGAUCACUCAGCAGUUCCCUACCAAGUUUGAAAAGUCAUCCCGAUUGUCCCGGGAAGCAGAGGACCGCUUGAAGGUCAUCCCCCUGUUCUGCUUUCCGGACUCCCAAGACUGGAAACCAUCAGCCGACAUGAGCAAUGACACCUUCUCUUUUGUUCUCACGGGAGAAGAUGGUAGUCGCUGGUUCGGGUACUGUCGCAAGAUCCUGCCCAUUGGGAAGGGAAAGAGGCUGCCUGAGGUCCACUGUAUGGUCAGCAGACUUGGCUGCUUCAACCUCUUUGCCAAGAUCCUGGUAGAGGUGGAGAGGAGGAGGGAGAUCUCUCCCGCCCUGGUCAACCCUUUCAUGCGCAGCGUCAUGGAGGCUCCCUUUCCCGCCCCGGGCCGGACCAUCACGGUCAAGAGCUUUCUGCCCGGCUCAGGGAACGAGGUGUUGACCCUGUUUCGGCCGGUGGACUCGCGGCUGGAGCACGUGGACUUCGACAGUCUGCUGGAGUGCCUGAGCGUGGGCCACCUGCUCCAGGUGUUCGCCUCGCUCUUGCUGGAGAGACGAGUCAUCUUCAUUGCCGACAAACUCGGCACGCUGUCUCGCUGUGCCCACUCGGCGUUGGCGCUGCUCUACCCGUUCACCUGGCAGCACACCUUUGUGCCCGUACUGCCCGCCAGCAUGCUGGACAUCAGCUGCUCUCCCACGCCCUUCCUCAUGGGGGCGCUCUCCCCGUCCCUGCCCCAGGUGCUGGAGCUGCCCAUUGAGGAGGUGCUCAUUGUGGAUUUAUGCACCGACAAGUUCGUUCGUCAGCUGGGUGAUGAGGACUGCAUCUUACCCAGCAAGCUCCAGGCGGCUCUCCAUGAAAUCCUGGAGAACCGAGAACAGAUCCUGACUCAGGAUGACACAGACCGGAACAGUGGGGAGGAGUGUGACCUGAGUGCCCUCAUCUCAGAGGCGUUUGUGCGCUUCUUCGUGGAGCUGGUCGGCCACUACCCCCUGCACAUGGGCGAGGGAGGGCCAGGGGGCGCCAGAGAGCUGCAGAGGGACAGCUUCCGAAAGUCGCACCCAUCCCGCGGAGUCAGGCAGUUCCUGCAGCUCUUCAUGGACACACAGAUGUUUGCCGGCUUCAUCCAGGACCGAGAGCUACGCAAAGGUGGAGUCAAAGGGCUGUUUGAAGUUAGAGCAGCCGAAUACUUGGACUCCCAGCCUGAGCCAGAACCCAGUGGGGUCAACAAAUUCCUCAAGGGCCUUGGCAGCAAAAUGAAAUUUCUCCAGAAGAAGUGAGGACCAACCAGCAGGAGGUGUCAUGGCUGUUUCCAUGACAACAGACAAGAGUUCCAUAGAAAUUUCUUUGAAUGAAUAAAAUAUUGCCUGAAACUGGAAGAUGGCACACUUUGGCAUGACUACGUUGGGCAGAAGGCUACUCUAGAGUCCUGUAAGAAAAGAAGAGCACAAGAGUGGGAACAGAUCAGGGCUCAACAAUUCCCAGGUUCCUAUGGAAGAGAGAGUGAGGGAGAUAAUACAUUAACUCCAUGUAGGAGUCUCUGUGCAAUUGGAAUAAAACUGGAAGUGGAUUUUAUUUUUAAACGGUGAGCAGUGGUGUGGCUGUAUGUAAUUGCAAGGGUGGAAGCUACCGCUAAGACCAUGGUUUAAUUAAAGAACUAUUUAUACCUGUUUCACUAACCUGCUCUGUUCAUCUCUGUACAUAAAUUUCUAUUUUGUAACUUUUAAAAAUGUUUUAUAUAUAAUAAUGUAAAGGACUGGAAAUAGGUGGACAUGGUUCGUGUUUCAAAAUAAACCAAUUUGAGAAGGUUUAAAAAAAAAAAAAAAAAAUCUGUUUCCUUUCAAGGUAUUUAUUUAUAAUGGCUGACCUCAAUUGAAUUUGCAAGUAUGUAGUUGGGUACAUGCCAUUUGCCAUCAAGACAUGUAAUUAAACCCAAGUGUUUUGUCUAACAACAUUUCAAUGCAAAAUUUGUACAGUUUUUAAGAAGUACCGUGUUGCCAUUACCAUUUGCUUGUAAAUCUUUCCAAAUAAAUCCGCUAAUGCA